Molecule: messenger RNA, 4716 nt
Organism: Syngnathus acus (greater pipefish)
Lineage: Eukaryota; Metazoa; Chordata; Actinopteri; Syngnathiformes; Syngnathidae
Gene: slc26a11
Product: solute carrier family 26 member 11
Exons: 15
Coding region: 402-2150 (582 amino acids)
Biological process (GO): transmembrane transport
Cellular component (GO): membrane
Molecular function (GO): secondary active sulfate transmembrane transporter activity
Source: RefSeq, a predicted model, not a curated record
CAGGAAGACUCGCUAGGAUGCUUUUGGGAAGCGCAGAGCGGCGACCGAGAACUUGGGAACUUGCACUUGACACACAGACUGCCACAGGCUGAGUGGUUAAAUUGUCGCCUGCCACCGUGGGGACCAUUAAAGGCCAUCCACCCCCAGCAAGCACUAUCAGGGGUCAAAUGUAGAGGUCAAAUUUCAUGCAAGUUUGUGUACAUGAGUAAUAUAGAUGCGUCUUCUUCUUAACAUGCAGAGAAGCUCUUUUACAGAAUGCACAGGUCCCGAAAAAACCGAAUAAAACAAAGGUUACAGGAGCAAAUCUCCAGUCCAAUGACAUAACAUGAGUGAGAUGUAAAACAAAAGGUGGACAUUUAAUCUCACUGUGUUCUUGUUUCACACUCAAGGUUUUAUUCACCAUGGACCAACCUCUGCUGCAAAGAGAGAGGAGAGAAAGAAUGACAGGCUGCUGCUCUAGCAGGAUGUUAAAGGCGUCGUUGCCCAUUCUCUCCUGGCUACCUAAGUACAAUCUUAAAUGGCUUCAGAUGGAUCUCCUUGCUGGGCUCACUGUCGGGCUGACAACUGUCCCGCAAGCAUUGGCCUAUGCGGAAGUAGCAGGCCUUCCUGUGCAGUACGGGCUCUACUCUGCCUUCAUGGGAGGAUUUAUUUAUACUGUCCUGGGGACAUCCAAGGACGUGACGCUGGGUCCCACAGCCAUCAUGUCUUUACUUUGCUUCUCAUUGGUUGGUGGCAAGCCGCACCAAGCCGUGCUGCUUAGCCUCCUCUGCGGUCUCAUCCAGGCUGCACUGGCAUUACUGAGAUUAGGCUUCCUCUUGGAUUUCAUCUCAUUCCCUGUUUUAAAAGGCUUCACUUGUGCCGCAGCAAUAACAAUUGGCUUUGGGCAGGUGAAGAAUAUCCUGGGACUUGAAGAUAUUCCCCAUGAGUUCUUCCCACAAGUCUACUACACAUUUUACAAGAUCCCCGAGGCACGACUAGGCGAUGUGGUCCUUGGUUUUCUCUGCAUAGCGUUGCUGGUAAUGCUGAUGUCAAUGAAGACAAGCCUGGGCUCCGAUGAUGAUGAUGAUGAUGCUCCCAGAUUUUCCAGGGCUGCCAGAAGAUUUGUCUGCACUGUUGCUACCAUGCGUAACGCCCUCAUAGUCGUGGCCGCUUCUUUUUGCGCCUUUUCGUGGGAAGCUUAUGGUCUUCAUGUCUUCACAAUCACUGGGAAAACCUCCCGGGGACUUCCGCCCUUCAGUCCACCACCCACCUCGGACACCGACGUCAAUGGCACUGUGAUAACAUUUGGAGAGAUUGUAGAGGGCUUUGGUGGAGGUCUAGCUGUGAUUCCUUUCAUGGGACUGCUGGAGAGCAUUGCAAUUGCAAAAGCAUUUGCCAGGCAGAACAACUACAGAAUAGAUGCCAAUCAGGAACUACUGGCAAUCGGUGUGACCAACAUCAUGGGUUCCUUUGUCUCAGCCUACCCUGUUACCGGCAGCUUUGGCAGAACUGCAGUGAAUUCUCAGACUGGGGUUUGUACUCCAGCUGGAGGGAUUGUCACCAGUGUGAUAGUGUUGCUGUCUUUGGCGUUCCUCAUGCCGGCCUUCUACUACAUCCCAAAAGCUUCUCUUGCUGCUGUUGUCAUCUGCGCAGUCGCUCCUAUGUUUGACUAUCAAGUUGUGGCUAAGAUGUGGAAAAUACAUAAGUUUGACCUUCUUCCCUUCAUUGUGACAUUCCUGAUGAGUUUCUGGCGGGUGCAGUAUGGAAUCAUAGGAGGUGUGGCUGUGUCUGGAGCUUUACUGAUGUACACCAUGGCUAGACCUCGAAUAGAGAUAUCUAAUCAAAGUGUAAUGCUAAUUCAGUUGGCCAGCGGGCUCAGCUUUCCUGCUGCAGAACAUCUCAGCCACGUCAUACACACUCAAGCUCUGCAGGAGUCUCUUCCACGGUCAGUUGUAUUGGAUUGCCUCCAUGUCAGUGUGAUAGAUUACACUGUGAUUAAUGAGCUGAGCGACUUGCUGAAGCAAUUCAAACGGCAAGAUGUGCAUCUGAUCCUUUCUGGAUUGCAGCCAAAUGUCCAGGAGAUUCUUUUAGCUGCAGAUCUGGAGGGCCUCAUAUAUGCUGACAGUGUUGAGUCAGCACUGCAAAUGGAAUCAUGCAACCUCAAUUUAUAAUGAAGAAAGUGUCCAGCCACUGCCUGAGGAAGAGAUGUUUCCACAUACGCACAAAACUAAAUGGGAGAUCACACCCGGGCACGAACGAACGGGGUGGCAGGCGGUCCCCAAGUACUAACUUAACAGAUCUGUGAGUUCCAAAGUUAUCGUCUGCUUUCACGUCUUUAUAAAUGAACUUGGCAUACCUUGAUCCUCAUCUUCUCAUUUGAAUAGAAAACUAAAUUUCAAUUCUCAUUUGAAAGGAAAACUAAAUUUCAAUUCUCAUUUGAAUAGAAAACUAAAUUUCAAUUCUCUCAAUGAGCUGGUAAACAUAUCAGCAGCUAAGGGCAAUUCACCUCUGUGGAUGUUUUGUUUAUAAAUAGCCUUUGAAAACACAUUUUCAGGUAGUUUCAUGUACCACCAUAAGCAAAUUUUUCAUGACGACAUCCUCUAGCUACAGGUUGACCUGCAUGAUAUUUGUGUACGGAGUACACGAGUGGCUAAAACGCAAUAACAGGUUCAUUAAUUUUUCCAAUAUAUUCCACGUGGGUGCUUAGAACGUCUUUAUACUGUAAUGGAAUAAUCAAAAUAAGAAACUACAGUUUUUUGUUUGUUUUUACUAUCUGUCAGCGGUCCACCCAAAUGGUUCUGUGACCCACUUUUGGGUGUCAAGCCACCAGUAUGUAAAAUACUACAUGACCUCAAUGCUGUUAAUAUUGUCUGUUAAACAUUCUUAAUAAGGGUUUUUUUACCCAUGUUUUCUGAAUUGAACCAAAUACUUUGAUAUAUCUAUUUUUUUUAAAUAUUUUUGGGAUAGGAAUUUUGUACUAUCCUUACUUUAUAAUUAAGGAAUUUGUCACGAUGUUCAUUUGACAGCUCAGUAUGAAUAAUCAUAGACUGGAAAUACUUGUUUGUUUUAGUGAAAAGAAUGACCUGAUAUUUUUGACAGCACCGCUGUACCAUAUCUUAAGUACAUACUUUUAUUGUGCUUCGAUUCUUCUGCGAAUAGGAUUUUGUAAUUCGGGUAAUAUAAAUACUGUACAUAUUGACUUAUUGGAAAUAUAGUUGAAUGGGAACUAAGGAAACUGGGCAAAUAUUUUUCAGUCAAACCUCAAAGAGGUCAAUUUUUAUUCAGAUGCUCAUUUACUGCUAGGUGAACGCACACACAAAAAAGUCCCAUAAAAUGUGGUCUAUUUAAUAGAAUUGUACAGUAAGGCACACUGAGUUAAUAGUUAGUUUCAUAAAUUGCUAAAACUAGCGCGGAUGCAAAAAUACAGCUAGUGCCAUAAUGUCUGUGUCACGAAAAUAAUGUCCAGAAUGUUGAAUCUUAUUCAACAUUGUCCUUCUCCACUGAACUCUUUGAUUUUGGUGACAAUUGCCUUUCUCAAUGGCCAGGUGGAUGAAACUUGAAGGAUGCAUUCUUAGCUGCUUGACAGCACGCAUUUGAUUCAAACACAAAGUUAAGACUGCAACAUGGAGCUUAUAGGUGAAGGUCAACCUAAAACAAUGAGAAUGUCAUGCUCCUGGGAUCGAGAAAACUGGCAAAAAAGACUAGUACUAAAGACUAGUACUAAAUAUUUUAAAAGAUGGCUCCCCUUUGGAGCCAGGCCUAUAUAAGGGCCUCAAUGGCGAAUGCCUCGUGGCCGGGCACAGAGAACAACGACAAUAGUUCUUUUUUAGAAUAACAAUUUCAAAUGCUUUUCUUAUUUUGAAUGUCAUAUAAUAAUUGAGUCAAAACUCAAAUCAAUUUAGAGGUACUUUUUCAUAGCAUUCACUGGCAAAACCUCCAAUUGAGUGGAUGUUAAUUUUUUGACCAUGUAUGAAGUGGACAUGACCGCAUCAACAUAUACACUCAAACACAACUAUGAGACUCAGCUCAUUGAGGUUGAUAUCGCAAGUAAAGUUAUAAAAAAAAAUUCACUCUGCUGCGAAAAAUGGCUUAAAUUAUGCCGUCAAUACGGAUGGCUUGACAUGGAAACCUAACCUUCAUAUUCAAACAAAAGUGACUCAUGAAUUCAGUGAUUUUUUUUUACCUUUUAUUAUUGUCCAAUGGGAUGUUCUGUAAUAACAUUGGUGAUAAGUGUUUGACCAAACAUACUUACACAAAGCGUCUUUUGAAAGAAAGGUAUUACUUGAUCCCUUUGUGUUUUUGUUAGUUUCACACUUUCAGUUUCAAUUCAUGUUGACCCCAUUAACACUUACUGCAAUGCAAUGCCUCUUGGAAUAAAUCAACAAUUGACUUAAGAUGAAUUGGUCCUUUAUGAAACUUUACUGGAAGGGGUACAAUGCUCCUUUUUCUUAUGAUAAGAAGUGGCGGGCACACUGACCCCCCCACCACCACCACCAUUCCAAUAUAUUGUACGUUUGCUGCCAAUAAUAUGUGCAGUAUUCAUAUACAGAUCUGUUAUUUCAUUAACAUGUAAUGGGAGCUACUUCAAGAGAUUAUAUUAUAUUAUUUUAAGUGUACUGCACAUUACCAUUUUGAGAAGAAUCAAAUCCAUUACAAAGUUUUUGAUGUGAUGAUUGCAGACUGAUUUAUUCAAAUGAUUCUAUUUGAUAACAAAUAAAUGAUUAUAUGAUCUCUUCA